Phoenix dactylifera (date palm) is the source of this 990-nucleotide messenger RNA. Its product is annotated as glutathione S-transferase F12-like. The record is from RefSeq and is a predicted model, not a curated record. Gene Ontology annotation, molecular function: glutathione binding; glutathione transferase activity. Gene Ontology annotation, cellular component: cytoplasm. NCBI's taxonomy places the organism in Eukaryota, Viridiplantae, Streptophyta, Magnoliopsida, Arecales, Arecaceae. Gene Ontology annotation, biological process: glutathione metabolic process.
UUCAGCCUCUUGCAACCCACGCCACUCUCCCCUACAUUUGCUUGCUAAGAGGCAUAGAAGAACUUCGAAGCAGCAGUUAUGGUGGUCAAGAUCUAUGGCAUGACACCGGCGGUCUGCCCGCAGAGGGUGAUGCAUUGCUUGAUCGAGAAGGGCGUCGAGUUUGAGAUCAUCCAUGUCGAUCUGGAAAAAGGAGAACACAAGACACCUGAGUACAUGACUAAACAACCGUUUGGGCAAGUCCCCUACAUUGUGGAUGGAGAUUUCGAGCUCUUUGAGUCGCGCGCUAUCGUGAGGUACUAUGCGGCCAAAUAUGCGGGCCGUGGGCCGAAUCUUCUGGGCCGGACGCUGGAGGAGAAGGCACGGAUGGACAUGUGGCUGGACGUGGAGGCCAUCAACCUGAAUCCACUGGUCUUCCCCAUCGUCUUCAACCUCUUCGUCCUGCCGGGCCAAGGCGUCGCCGGCAACAUGGCCGAGGCUCAGGCCUCCGCCGAGAAGCUCGACAAAGUGCUCGAAGUCCACGAGCGGCAGCUCUCCAAGACCAAGUACCUGGCCGGCGACGAGUUCACGCUGGCCGACCUGACCCACAUCCCGGCCCUGCGCUACGUGGUCGAGAAUUGCGGCAUGCCCCACCUUAUCAGCAACAAGAAGCAUGUGAAGGCCUGGUGGGCCGACAUCACCAGCCGCCCUGCAUGGAAGAAGGUGAUGGACAUGGUGGAGUCCAGGGCAUUAAAGUACUCGCCAUGAGGACUAAGGUGAGCUUGGGGCAUUAUGAUGAAACUAGUCUGAGUGUCUUGCUACUGUUUGGUCAUGUGUGGGAUGCAUGUUAGAGAGGUUCUGCUGCUGCACUGAAUAAAUGGAUGAGAUGGUCAUGGUGUUUUAGAUAGCUGCAGGGGAAUGCAGUGCCUGGAUUGGAGUCUUCAUCCUUGGAGUUUCAGUUGUUUCUGUGUCCUUGCUUCAAUGAAAAUGGUCGCUGCAUUUCCCAGUUUAUAA